CACAGGUGUCCCCACCAUUGUUGAUGACUGUACCUGUGUUGACUGUUUGUUGGGCAGGGCGCAUUCGUAACCUAAGAAUUCCUCCAACAAUCGAAACAAAGCAAUUAAAAACAAUUAGUUUGGUUAGUGAGUGGCCGCGGUAAGAUGUUAUUGUGCUGAAUCGCGAUGAAGUACAAAAAAGAGGAGAUAAUGUGGUUGCUUGGCGUUUUGCUGUGUUUGAUGGGUGUCAACGGUCAAUACGAGUGGCAAGCCAGGGACCCAUUCGACGAAGUUAGCAGGGCGAUGAAGAAGAUAAACAAAGAUAAUUGCGAGAUACAACAUGUAGGCGACUUGUACCUGCCGGACGACGCCGUUUCGCAUCUUCCCGAUAUCAAGGAUAUCAACGUGAAUCCAGUUUUUCCGAAUAGAACGCAAUUGAUCCAUUUGCAUAACAUGGCGUUAAAUCGCGGUUUCUACUGGAGCUACAUCCUUCAAAGUAGGUUUAUUCGACCCACAAUCAACGACACCUACGACCCGGGUAUGAUGUACUACUUGUUAUCAACGGUGGCCGAUGUAUCCACUAACAUGCACGUAAACGCUAGUGCUGUUUACUUCUCCCCCAACAUGUCCUACUCAUCAUCAUACAGAGGAUUCUUCAACAAAACGUUCCCUAGAUUCGCACCCAGAACAUUCAGGGCGGACGAUUUCAACGACCCCAUUCACUUGGAAAGAAUUUCCACGCUAAACACCUUCACGGUCCACGAUUUGGGGGCUGUAAACCCCGACACAAGCAGCGACUACACCUCCGACUACUACAGAAUAAACGAGUGGUACAAGAAGUGGUUGCCCGACAAGGUCUCCGAAAGGCACGAUACAAAGACGACGUAUCAAAUCGAGAUUCGGUACGCGAAUAACACGAACGAGACGUACACCUUCCACGGGCCACCGGGGGCCGAUGAAAAUCCGGGGCCUGUCAAAUGGACGAGGCCCUAUUUCGAUUGCGGGAGAUCCAACAGGUGGAUGGUGGCAGCGGUGGUACCCAUCGCCGAUAUUUAUCCCAGGCAUACCGGGUUCAGACAUAUAGAAUAUCCAACGUAUACUGCAGUGUCUGUGGUGGAAAUGGACUUUGAAAGGAUAGAUAUUAAUCAAUGUCCUCCAGGAUUGGGUAACAAUGGUGCGAAUAAAUUCGCGGAUACAGCGCGAUGUAAAAAGGAAACCACUGAGUGCGAACCACUGCACGGCUGGGGCUUCAGACGAGGGGCGUACCAAUGCAGAUGCAGACCGGGCUACAGGCAACCUCUACAAGUCCGACGCCCGUACCUGGGCGAAAUAGUGGAAAGGGCCACCGCAGAGCAGUACUACAACGGAUUCGACUGCACGAAAAUCGGUUGGAUACAAAAAAUGCCCGUGCAGUGGGAAAAAUCGCAACCCUACAUAAGAAACCUGGUCUUGGACAGGCACAGAGAGUACCUGAACGCCACGUACGGACCUGCUUCGCUCAAGCAACCCAAAAUCAACAUCCACAGAGUGCUGGACUUCAUUUUGAACAUGAACAAGGACAACUGCAGGAGGUGGAGGAAGGAGGAGUUGCAGCUGGACGGAGGCAUAAUGUUCGGCGCCGAGGAGUUCUUCCAAAACGAGGCCAAGAUGGCGCUGAGGCUGGCCAACUUCAUCAGCGCGUUUCUGCAAGUGUCCGACCCGAAGGAAGUGUACUCGGGCAAACGGGUCGCCGACAAACCCUUAACCGAGGAUCAGAUGAUCGGAGAAACUUUGGCCAUAGUGCUGAGCAACACCCGCAUAUGGUCGGCCGGCACCUACUGGGACAGGAACAAGUUCACCAACAGGACGCUGUUCGCUCCGUACGCCUACAAAAAAAUCCCCAGCCCCAGGAAACUCAACAUCGAAGAUCUGGCCAGGCUGAACAAGACCGACGAGGUGUACCUAAACAAGCCGUGGUUCUUGUUCUUGAAGCAGCGCUGGGCUUCGAACUUCGACAACCUGGAGAAGUACUACAUGAAGAUCAGGAUCAGGUUCAACGAGACCGGGGAGACGACGAGGAAGUACGAGCACUUUCCCAACUACUACAGAGGCGCCAAGUUGGAGCACGGUUAUUGGACGGCCCCGUAUUACGAUUGCGAUGGCAAGGUGCCAAUGUGGAAGAUCGAUUAUAUCGCGCCGUUCUUCGGAUGGGACAGCCUGAAAGUCAAGCUGGAGUUCAAGGGUGUGGUGGCUGUUUCUAUGGACAUGUUAAAACUGGACAUAAACCAAUGCCCAGACAAGUACUAUGUACCGAAUACCUUCAAAGAUACCAACAAAUGUGACGCCAAAACUUCUUAUUGCGUUCCGAUUUUGGGUAGAGGCUUCGAAACCGGGGGCUACAAGUGCGAGUGCAAGCAAGGCUUUGAGUACCCGUUCGAAGACCCCAUCACCUACUACGACGGGCAGCUAGUCGAAGCUGAGUUCAGCAACCUCGUCGACAACAACGAAACGCGUUUCAACAUGUUCAAGUGUCGACUUGCCGGCGCAAGCAGCACGCAGGCCAGUAUUAUCACGAUACUGCUGCUAAUAUUUGUAACCUUUGGGAUUUAUGGAAGAUAGGAUUUUUUCUACACCCUGUAUAUGCAGAAUGAUUCCUGUUUUAUUGUCAAAUAUUCUACAUCAAAACAUGAGAACAUUGCCCUAGUAGCAAUGGAAUUGGACAAGAUUCUUUGUCAAGAUACUUGGAGAAGCACUUAGUAAAGAAUUGGACAAUUCUUGACCAAGACUCUUGAUCAAAAUUCUUUAUCCAGACUGGUGGCAGACUUGGACAAGUCUGUGACCAGAAUUUGACCAGAUUCUUGGCCAAGAAUUUUUACACGAUUACACGUUAAAUAGGAACUUUCAAUUCAAGAUUUUUGGUCAAUACAAAAUUUUGUUGAACUUCAAAAGUUAAGAAUGUUACUAAAAACAUUAAUUUUCCACGAUUUCUUUCCAGUAAAUUCGGCUUUUAUCCAUAAAUCUGGUAAACAAUAGUAAACAAAAUAAAUUUUGAAAGAGUUAAAGUUUUUAAUUUUCUAGGUUAAAAAAAAACCAGGUGCCCGUAAAAAUAAACAUGUAUUUUAUAAUCUUUCAUGUUCAUAAAGAGUAAACUAUAGUUAUGCGUCAGAGCUGACACACACUUUUUUUUUAAUUUUUAAUUUUUAGAAAUAACAAUUUUUAUUUUUCAAAAAAUCAAUUUUUUUCUCAGCUAGAAGACGAAUCCAAUAAGCUCUUAUUCGUAUUUUUACAUAAACAAAAACUAUACUCAUUUCCUACAGAGAACUCACUUCUCGUCUAGUAUACAUUAUUGUGAAUGAUACUACUGUAGAAUGAGAACCUCUACUCUAUAGGAUAGUCCCAAAGUUUAGCAAUAGAUGGCCUCAGAUUUCUGGUCAAAUUCUUGUCAAAUUCUGGCCAUAGUCUUGCCCAAUAAUCUUGGCCAAGAAUCUGGAACAAUUCUACAAUUCUUGAGCAAAAAUCUGUCCAAAGUAUCUUGACCUAUGCUGGGCCAAGACUUUUCCGGAAUUGCUACUAGGGUGGUACAUAAAUGGCAAUCUAUGACCAGUUGAACAAACAAAAAACUUAUAUUUUUGACAUUUUUUCUAAAAAUGGUUUUGAUGUAAUUUUUGAUACGUAAAAUACUUAAAUUAUAACGCAGGAAUCACCCUGUGUAUUUAAAUGCCUCAAAUAUAACAAAAUUAGUGCCUUUAAGUUAACAAAUUUUUGCACAAAAAAAUACUCUCCAUUUUUACUCUAUUUUAUACUGUAUUUUAGGAAAAUUAUAAUUUUUACCGUCCAACAUAUUUUUAUCAUGUAUUAUUAAGUUAAAUGUUAUUAUUAAUUUGUUGUAUAUUAUUGUAUCGUACUAUAUAGGCCGAGAUGCAAUUUAUUGUAUAUAUUUGCGAUUUUAUCUUAAAAAUGAGUACAAAAUAUGUAUUUAUAAUACAGUGAACAAGGAGAAAAAUAUAGAAAGUAAAUAUACAAGGUGUUUCAAAUAUAAAGAAAAAAAUCGAUUUUUUCAUCACCCUGUGGAUAAAACAAGUAAAAUGGAUUAAAUCGACUUUUUAAGCCUUUUAUCAAACACCCUGUAUAAUUGCUCCUAAACACCUUGUAAACCAAAGUAUAUUGUACUUUUUUAAUCUCUAAAAAGAAUCUUAAAUACUUAAGUCUGAAAUGUAAUCCGUCCACGAACGCGUUUUAUUUUAUUUUUGUAAAUUUUAUAUUAUUUGUAAGUUACAAAUUGUAUCUACAUACAUAAUAGCAUGUUUUUAUAUUACGAUUUAUCUUUUUACAUUGUUAGAUUUACAAAAGUGAAUGUGUUUUAAUAAAUCCAUUUAA
Messenger RNA from Brassicogethes aeneus, 4335 nucleotides. The record is from the annotation of a GenBank genome assembly. NCBI's taxonomy places the organism in Eukaryota, Metazoa, Arthropoda, Insecta, Coleoptera, Nitidulidae.